This is a messenger RNA of Linum trigynum, 3372 nucleotides long. The record is from the annotation of a GenBank genome assembly. NCBI's taxonomy places the organism in Eukaryota, Viridiplantae, Streptophyta, Magnoliopsida, Malpighiales, Linaceae.
CACCCAAACCAAACCCAUUAUCAAUGGGUCUACUUGGGUUUGGGUAUAAUUACCCAUGGGUGGGUAAUUUGCCAUCCCUAAUCCUUACCUGGAAUACAAGAGGGUUCAAAGCUGAUAGUAAGUAUACAACAGUAUUACAAAAAGUAAAUAAAUAUAGUAUUGAUAUAGUAGCCAUACUAGAACCUAGAAUAAAGAAUACUGAGACAGAUAAGUUGAUGGCUAAGAGAUUCCCUGAUUGGAUGAACAAGGUGAAGCACAAUCAGGCGGGGUUGGGGAAGAUUUGGUUGUUGUGGAAGAAGGAUGUGCAACUAACUAUUCUCCACUCCUCGGACCAGUUUAUUCAGUUUAUGGUUGGGGGUCCUCAGCCUUUCUUUGGAACGGUUGUCUAUGCGUCAAAUGAUGAAGGCAGUAGGCAAUCUCUUUAUAAUGAGCUUAGAAAGAUCAGAGUCUCUUCUACUCCUUGGAUUCUGCUGGGCGAUUUUAAUGAUAUUAGACACCCUGAUGAGGCCUCGAAUUCACCCAGAGUAGACGUUGCAAUGUCUUUGUUUAAUGAAUGGAUAGUUGACAAUGAGUUGGAAGAACAUCAAGCUAUAGGUCCCUGGUUCACAUGGCUAAAUAAAUAGACAGCCAAUCCUAUUGCUGAACGGCUUGACCGAGUCCUGAUUAAUUUUCAUUAGAUGGAUAAAAUCAAGGAUAGUAAAGUCCACUUUCAAGCUCCAGGUGUUUCAUAUCACUGCCCUAUGUUUGUAGAAACGUCAGCUUCCCUAAAGUCCCUCCCUAAACCGUUCAAGUUCUUCAGGUUCUGGAUUCAUCACCCUUGCUUUGAUGAAAUAUUGGAAGAGGCUUGGAGAAGUAUAGUAACUAGUACUCACCCUUUGAUUAGGGUCUGCCAAAAGUUGAAAAACCUACAAAGGAAGUUGAAUAGAGAAGAGUUCUCUGAUAUCAAAGAAAGGGUUAAGGAGAAGGAAGAAGAGGUACAACAAGUUCAGAAGUUGGCCCUUAAUGAUCCUUCCACUACUAAUUUUGAAGCUGAAAGGAAGAUGGGGCAGGAGCUUAAAGUCCUAAUGGAUGUUGAAGAGUGUUUUUAUAAGCAGAAAUCAAGAGAGUGUUGGCUCAAAACCGGAGAUAUGAAUUCUGUUUACUUCCAUCGCUCAGUUAGAUCAAAACAGAAGAAGUGCACUAUUAGAAUGCUGAGAAAUGAGUCAGGGGAUCAAAUACAUGAUGUGGAAGGGAUGGCUCAUAUUGCAUUCAAGUUUUAUGAGUCUCUUUUGGGAGUGGUUGAUCCUGAGGUUGUGAAGCUGUCAGAUAGUUAUUUUGAUGAUUUACUGAAGCAUAAGUUUAAUGAAGAGCAGUUGGGAGGUCUGUGUAAUCCUUUUACUGAUGAUCAGAUUAAAGCAAUCUUAUUUGCAAUGGAUGGGGACAAGAGCCCAGGUCCUGAUGGUUUCUCUGCGGCCUUUUUUCAGUAUGCUUGGCCAUUUAUUGGAGCUGAGGUAACUUCUGCCAUUAAAUUCUGUUUUGAACAGGAUAGAAUUCCUAGGCGAGUAAAUGCUACUAUCCUCUCCCUAGUUCCUAAAGUCCCUAAUCUUGAUGAAAUGAAAUACUUUAGGCCCAUUCUGCUACAAUAUAUUGUAUAAAUGCAUUUCCAAACUUAUUGCUAAUAGGCUUAGCCCUCUUCUUCCUUCCCUAAUUAGCAAAAAUCAGACUACUUUUGUUAAAGGCAGACUUAUAGGAGAGAACAUCCUUUUGGCUCAUGAGCUGGUUCAUAAGUAUUCACAUCAAAAUAUUUCCUCGAGAUGUGCUAUCAAGAUAGAACUUAUGAAGGCUUUCGAUUAUGUUGACUGGGAAUUCAUUUUGUAAGUGUUAAGGUGCAUGUAGUUUCCUGAAAGGUUUAUCAAAUGGAUUAGUAUGUGUGUGUGUACCCCUAUGUUUAGUGUCUGGUUGAAUGGGGUCUGGUCGGUUACUUUCCAGCUAGGAAAGGGUUCAGGCAAGAUGACCCUUUAUCUCCUUAUCUUUUCUCUAUAGCAAUGGAAGUGUUUACAUGUUUGCUUGAUAAAUCUGCUGCCAAUGGACUAUUCCCCUAUCACCCUAUGUGCAAAGGCAUCCAGCUCACACAUCUUUGCUUUGCGGAUGACCUUCUGGUCUUCUCGGAUGGAUCUAACUAUGGGAUACAGGAAUUGCAACGAGUUCUUGAGCAAUUUAAAAAAGUUUCUGGACUUAAGUCUAACCCCAGCAAAUGUGAGGUCUUUUUUGGGGGGUCUUGACAAGGAAGAGAGGAAAGUCAGGGCAUCUCGCUAUGGCUACAAACUGGGUGAGUUCCCAGUUCGUUAUCUGGGUGUUCCCCUGAUCUCUGGGAAGCUUAGCUUGUCUUCUGGUCAAGCUCUGAUUGAUAAAAUGGUAGCAAAGGUUAAAAGCUGGCAAGCUAAGUCACUCUCUUAUGCGGCAGGAUUGAGCUUGUUGGUACGGUCUUAUAUAGCCUUAGUCAAUUCUGGAUGUAAGUUUUUCUCCUGCCAAAAUCAGUCAUCAAGGAAGUGGAGAGAAUAUGCAGUAAUUUCAUUUGGGGAGUUGGAGUUGGGACGAAGCUAAGAGCAAAUGUAGUAUGGCAGAAGGUUACCUAUCCAAAGAGAGAAGGUGGUCUGGGUUUUAGGGAUCUGUGGAGCUGGAAUCAGGCAUGUAUAACGAGGCAUUUAUUGCUGAUUUUGAUGCAAGAAGGUUGUCUUUGGUUGCUUGGAUUAACAAGUACAAACUGAAAGGGCGAGAUCUCUGGAGUUACUCUUGUACUUCAGGGUCUUGGAACUGGCACAAGAUAUUGAAGUUAAGGGGUAAGGUUGCAACUUUUAUUUCGAUCAGAGGGGGGGAACUUCGUUUGAAUGACUCUCCUACGCCUUCUUAUUCUAUAAAGAGGGUUUGGCAACUAUUGCGGCCUGCUCAACAGACUGUUGGAUGGUGGAAAUUGGUUUGGAAGGGCAAGGCCAUCCCUCGUAACAGAGUGAUUACAUGGCUUGUUGUUAGAGGGAGUAUUAACACCAAAGUGAAGAUGCAAAGAUGGGGAUAUGGUGGUAGUUUGGAGUGUUGUUUAUGUGGAGCAGGUGUGGAGGAUAGGGAUCACAUAUAUGCCUGCUAUCCUUUUACACGCCAUAUGUUAGAAUCUCUCUUUUCUAAAUUUAUGCAGAUCCCAGUUAUGCAGCGAUGGGAUGAGGUUCUGAAUCUGAUGAUGUCUAAACUAGGUGGAGUUUCGGAGGGAGCUAAAACAGGAAGACUGAUCUAACAGGCCUGGGUGAGCCAUGUAUGGAGAGAGCGAUGCCGACGCUUAUACUCAGCUGAGGAGAUGAAUUAAAAUACUCUGUUGAAGACGAUUAAAUCUGAAAUUGAAUG